AUGACGCUUAUUAGCCGGCAAAACUCUUAUUUUUAGAAGGCCUUCCUCAUCUCCUUCCGCAGACUGGACGCGACUCCAUCACUCUCGAGUCUCUCUCCCUUCUCAUCUUGCUUCUUGGAAAUGGCGUCUCCCCUCCUCCUCUCCAUCUCAACUCCUUUCGUCCCCCUCGGCCGCCGCUACCUUUAUCCGCACAACAUCGCGGCUCCCCCGCUCCGUUAUCCUUCUUCCGUCGCCUUCCUAAAACCCUUCCAAAGCCGCAACAUUUGGGGCACCAAUUCCUCGAAUUCCCUUCGUCUCUUCGGUAGAGCUCACGUCAGAGGGACUCCAAUCGGAGGGGCGGAAUCCGAGACUUCGAUUUCCGAUGAGUCUCCCGUCGGCGAGGACUCGGCGGCGUUCGAGUUAGGGGAGCAAAAGUUAUCAUCCUGGGCUUACUUCACGGCCAUACUAGGCGCCGUGCUCGUCGCGCUCAAUAUUCUGUGGAUUAAUCCGUCCACGGGGUUCGGCACGGCAUAUAUCGAUGCGGUUUCUGGACUUUCCCCGAGCCCGGAGGUUGUACUUUUGUUGCUUAUUGUCAUUUUUGCUAUCGUCCAUAGUGGUUUGGCAAGUCUACGGGAUGCUGGUGAAGAACUCAUAGGAGAGCGGGCUUACCGAGUUUUGUUUGCAGGGAUUUCACUUCCUUUGGCAGUCAGCACCAUUGUCUAUUUCAUCAAUCAUCGAUAUGAUGGUACUCAAUUGUGGCAACUACAGAGUGUCUUUGGACUUCAUGAACUUGUGUGGUUCUCGUCGUUCAUAUCCUUUUUCUUUCUUUACCCAUCCACCUUUAAUCUUUUAGAAGUCGCAGCUGUUGACAAGCCAAAAUUGCAUCUCUGGGAAACAGGAAUCAUGAGAAUCACCAGGCAUCCACAGAUGAUUGGACAGGUAAUAUGGUGCUUAGCCCAUACGCUCUGGAUCGGUAACUCUGUAGCGGUGGCCACCUCCGUUGGACUGAUAGUUCAUCACAUAUUUGGCGUUUGGAAUGGCGAUAGGCGACUGGCACUUCGAUAUGGUCAAACUUUUGAAGUCUUAAAGAGUAGAACAAGUAUAAUCCCUUUCGCGGCAAUAUUAGAUGGACGUCAAAAGUUGCCCAAGGAUUAUUACAAGGAAUUUCUCCGGCUACCUUAUCUAACAAUCACAGCCUUGACAUUGGGUGCAUAUUUUGCACAUCCACUUAUGCAGGCAUCCAGUUUUCGACUUCACUGGUGAAGCCACCUGAAUGUUAUUCCGUAUAGUAUUUUCUAUGAUCAACUAAGAUGUGAUGUUGAAGCCAAAUCCACUGUUGGUGUGAUAAAAGUGUAGGGAGAAAUCAAUUUCAAGGCAUUGCAUUAUAUAGUUGAAGAACUCUGUUGUAAAGAAUGUUGAAGGGUAACACUUCUGUUGAAUGAAAAGAAAACAUACAGAUCCA
Molecule: messenger RNA, 1441 nt
Organism: Musa acuminata AAA Group (dessert banana)
Lineage: Eukaryota; Viridiplantae; Streptophyta; Magnoliopsida; Zingiberales; Musaceae
Product: 15-cis-zeta-carotene isomerase, chloroplastic-like
Exons: 4
Coding region: 121-1242 (373 amino acids)
Biological process (GO): carotene biosynthetic process
Cellular component (GO): chloroplast
Molecular function (GO): 9,15,9'-tri-cis-zeta-carotene isomerase activity
Source: RefSeq, a predicted model, not a curated record